Messenger RNA from Drosophila ficusphila, 1882 nucleotides. RefSeq names its product muscle LIM protein Mlp84B (gene Mlp60A). Lineage: Eukaryota; Metazoa; Arthropoda; Insecta; Diptera; Drosophilidae. The transcript is spliced from 9 exons. Gene Ontology annotation, molecular function: structural constituent of muscle; actinin binding. Gene Ontology annotation, biological process: muscle tissue development; sarcomere organization. Bases 28 to 1488 code for a protein of 486 amino acids. Gene Ontology annotation, cellular component: nucleus; Z disc; cytoplasm. The record is from RefSeq and is a predicted model, not a curated record.
CCGAGACACACACGCACUCAGAUCACAAUGCCUUUUGUUCCCGUGGAAACCCCCAAGUGCCCCGCGUGCGGAAAGUCGGUGUAUGCCGCCGAGGAGCGCGUUGCCGGCGGCUACAAAUUCCACAAGACCUGCUUCAAGUGCAGCAUGUGCAACAAGGCCCUGGACUCGACCAACUGCACGGAGCACGAGAAGGAGCUCUUCUGCAAAAACUGCCAUGGUCGCAAAUACGGUCCCAAAGGAUACGGUUUCGGUGGUGGUGCCGGCUGCCUGUCCACGGACACUGGCGCCCACUUAAACAGAGAAUUUGUUCAGCCCAAGAUUCCCCCCAAAGCACCUGAUGGGCUGGGCUGUCCGCGGUGCGGCAUAUAUGUAUAUGCUGCCGAGCAGAUGUUGGCCAGAGGAAAGGGAUACCAUAGGAGGUGCUUCAAGUGCGUUCAGUGCAACAAGACUCUCGACUCAACUCUUCACUGUGAUGGCCCCGAUAAGGAUAUUUACUGUAGAGGUUGCUAUGCACAAAAGUUUGGGGCUAGGGGCUAUGGACACAUUGGCAUUUCGUCAUUGGGGCUAAUGUCCGACAUCAAGGACUGCGAAUGGCAAAGCGACAUGGCUCCCAAAGCCUCUGCCAUAAAUGUGGAGCAAAUUCAGGCGCCUCUCGGAGAAGGAUGUCCCCGAUGCGGAGGCGUGGUGUUCGCCGCGGAACAGGUCCUCUCGAAGGGAAGACCCUGGCACAGGAAGUGCUUCAAGUGCCGGGACUGCACCAAGACCCUGGACUCCAUCAUUGCCUGCGAUGGUCCGGACAACGAGGUCUACUGCAAGACUUGCUACGGAAAGAAGUGGGGUCCACACGGCUACGGAUUCGCCUGUGGCUCCAGCUUCUUACAAACCGAUGGCAUUACCGACGAGGACUUGGGGUCCAUGCGCCCCUUUGUGGCUCCGGACACUACUUCGAUCAUGGCUCCGGACGGCUGCGGGUGUCCCCGCUGCGGAGGAGCUGUGUUUGCCGCCGAGCUGCAACUGUCCAAGGGUAAGAUGUGGCAUAGAAAGUGCUUCAACUGCGCAAGGUGCCAUCGUCCGUUGGACUCCGUGCUCGCCUGCGAUGGUCCUGAUGACAAUAUCUACUGCAAGCUCUGCUACGCCAAGAUGUACGGUCCGAAGGGAUUCGGAUACGGCCACACUCCUACUCUUGUGUCCACCAACUAUGAGUACACGCCCAGCUGCUGGGGAACCAUUGACCGCAACGGGCAAAAGUCAGAGAAUGGGUGUCCCAGGUGCGGAUUCAUGGUAUUCGCAGCAGAGCAAAUGAAGAGCAAAAACAACGUGUGGCACAAGCUGUGCUUCUACUGCUCGGAGUGCCGCAAGUAUCUGGACUCGACCAACCUGAAUGAUGGGCCCGACGGGGAAAUAUAUUGCCGAUCGUGCUAUGGCAAGUUCUACGGACCGAAGGGCGUGGGCUAUGGUAUCGGAGCUGGCACACUGACAAUGGCUUGAAACAACGACCAAAAAAGCGCGUUCGAGGACUGCCCCCGGUAUCCAAUGAGCUCCAAAAAUUCAUAUCGGGGCUUUCAGCCCUCGAACGCCCAUAUUUUUGAGGCUGACGAUUAGUGUAGUAUUGUAAUUCCACAUAUAAAAUUUAUAUCUAGCUCCAAAAGACAACGACAUUUAAUUAGAAAGUAUAAGCGGCGUCUAAGUUAGUGGUGAUUAGUUUAAAAAUUGUAUGAGACUCGAAACUAAGUACCGAAAGGCAUUCUAAGCUCCGGCUGAACUUCGAUGUGUAACUUGUGAAAACGAAAAUUCCCAAUUUUGUGUUCAUGUAUGGCGGUCGCAAUGACAAUCCAAUAUCCUAUAUGAUACGAACGACUAAUAAACGACAAAUGGCAAAGUU